AUGAAGUCAGUUCAUUUUUCAUUGCCUGAUCCACCAUUGCCUUUACCAUUUGGAUAUUCUUAUAAAACUAAAAUUGAUACAAUACCAUAUAUUCCAGAAUCACUAAUAAACUAAAGAGAAUAAACAUAAACAUCUAAGAAUGAUUAUACUUUCUAAAAUCUUCCAUAUGAUUAGGAAAUAUUAGAAUAAAAAUAAAUAAUAGAAGAUCCUAAAAGAAUUUCUCAUGUUAGAUAUUCUAUUAGAGAUUCACAAUUACUGUAAGAAAAUAGUAGAGAAAAUUUAACUAUAAAAUCUAAUUAGAUAGAUAUAGGUUUAAUUCAAAUUAAAUUACAGAAACAAAUAGAAAUUGCAAAAUCUAUAAAUCAGCCUUGUGGAAAGUAAUAUUAAGAACUAUUAUAAAAAGUAUUUUAUUAUAUAUAUUUAGUUAAUAUCUAUAAUAUCCUAAUAAUAGUACAAGGGGAUAAAUGAAUUGAUUAUAAAUUCAGAAUUUAAUGGUAUCAUUUUUUAAAUAAGAGCUUUGGCAAACUUAGAUAUUUUAUAUAAAAUCUAAUUUGAGGAGAUAAUUAAUUGCAUUUUUAAGCAAGAAGAGAAAUUAUUAUUUUAAGAAUUAGUUAGAGAAAUAACUAAAGAAUCCUUCAUGUAUUGGAUGGAACCAUUGUAUUAUGAGGCUCAAUUAAGAUAGAUACCUUAAUAAUAAUGGAAAUAAUUUAUUUAAAGUUAAAUAACUUUAUAUAAUAUGUGA
This is a messenger RNA of Paramecium primaurelia, 742 nucleotides long. Lineage: Eukaryota; Ciliophora; Oligohymenophorea; Peniculida; Parameciidae. The record is from the annotation of a GenBank genome assembly.